This is a messenger RNA of Anguilla anguilla (European eel), 7763 nucleotides long. RefSeq names its product MIA SH3 domain ER export factor 3 (gene mia3). Gene Ontology annotation, biological process: protein secretion; endoplasmic reticulum to Golgi vesicle-mediated transport; vesicle cargo loading. The transcript has 27 exons. The coding region runs from base 186 to 6179 and encodes 1997 amino acids. Gene Ontology annotation, cellular component: endoplasmic reticulum membrane; endoplasmic reticulum exit site. The record is from RefSeq and is a predicted model, not a curated record. Gene Ontology annotation, molecular function: protein binding. Lineage: Eukaryota; Metazoa; Chordata; Actinopteri; Anguilliformes; Anguillidae.
UGAGUGCUUUUUUGACACGUUUGAACAUUGUCGGUGUCGGCGCACCUUAAAAGUUCUUCGGUGGAGUUGUUUCAUUUUUGUAAUUUGACUCCGGCCGUCCACAUCCUUAAGGAAAAUCCUGCAUCCCUGCCCUCGCCUGCUACAGCCCUGCGGAUUUGCUGACGUGUCGGCUCGCUGUGUUCAUCAUGCUGGGACAGUAUCCAGCCACAACAUCGACUGCCAGCAUGGCUGCUGUCGUUUUGAAAUUUUACCUCUUUAUUUUGCUACUUCACACAACGAUAUCCAAAUCAGCGACCGACCGGAGGUUCUCCGACUUCAAGCGAUGUUCCGACGAAGAUUGUAGCAUGCUGCUCUGUCGAGGAAAGGCUGCGCAGGAUUUUAACGGACCCGAUUGUCGGUUUUUGAGUUUUAAAAAGGGAGAGACGAUAUAUGUUUACUAUAAACUGUCCGGAAAGCGCACACAUGCUUGGGCGGGAAGUGUUGGAAGCCGAUUUGGCUAUUUCCCAAAGGACCUGCUAAAAAUUAAUCAUGUUUACACCGAUAAAGAGCUGGAAGUUCCUGCUGAGGAAACAGACUUUGUGUGUUUUGACACCGGAUUGGACAAAUUCGACAGUUACGACCUCGAAGCACUAUUAGGCUCCGGUGUGGUGUCAGCAGAGGGUGACAAUUCCAAAGAGGAAAAACUGGAAAAUGAGGUGAAAGAGGAGAAUGCCGACAGUGCCGAAGAAGACUCAGAGCCGGUGGAUAGUAACGGUGCUGCUGAGGAUUUUGGCUGGGAAACCGAGACAGAGGAGGUGGGUGAGGACCGUGAAGCGGGAUCUACAGACUCCUCUCAGCCGCCUUCUGAAGAGCAGCACCUGAACGAGGACACACAGGGACUGGAAUCUGACACGCAGGCAGAUGAAAGUAUAAAGGAUGACCUGAUUGGAGAUCGCCGUGCCAACGCCUCGGUUUUGGACACUUUGGAGCCGGAGAGCGCCACAGACGUCCCCUUGGAGACACUCGAUGAGCCUCUGCCCAAAGAUGAGGAUGGCGAAAAUACCGCCCAUGUUUCGGAGGGGCAGAAAUCUUCCAAACUGAAAACGACGCUUGGGUCGACCUUUGAUGCAGUCAUCUCAGACGAUGAAAACACAUUUCGGGUUACCCCUUACUAUGGUGAUGAGGAGGAGAAGGAUGAGGAGGAGGAAGGCAAAGAGCCAGAAGACCUGCAAAGCAAGCAAGAGCGUGUGGACAAUCCAAAACCGGCAUUGAUAUCUUUUUCCAAGGAUGAACCUGAGCCAAAACCUGAAAUGGUUCCAGAAACUGAACCGGUUUCAGAACCUUCGGGAGAAGAAGGCAGCCCAAAAGAAUUGGGGCCUGAGGAACAGAAAGCGGAAACGGAAGCUCAAGAAAAAGGAGGCAUGUGGUCAUCUCUCGGUGACAAGGUUUUUGCAAUUGUCAGUGGUGGCGAAAGGACUGAUCACAUGACCAGUUCUGAGGAAGAGGAGGAGGAGGAGGAGGAGGAGGAGGAUGUUGAGAAGGGAACAGAACCAGAACCGGGGAAGCCUGACAAUGAGGAAUUGGAUUCGGUGGAGCUUUCAGCCCCUGACCCCCACGGAGAAGCUGAGGACGUGGUGCAUUCCUCAAAGGAAUUAAUUUUUGAUGAACCUGGGGAAGGUGAUAUUGAGGAGUCUGUCUCUGAUGUGCUUAUCUCUAGUUCAAGCAAAUCUAAACCUGAAGAGAAGGUGGAAGAGGGAAUAUUGUCUGAUGAGGCUGCAGCAGAGGUAGAAGAUGAAGUUGACUUGACUUCUAGCCAGCCUGAUUCUUCAGAACUUCCAGCAGACAAAGAAUCAAUAUCCCUGGAUGAACGUAAGCCUGACUCUCAGGCAAUUCCCAAAGACUCACCUGGAACACUCCCAGGUGGAGAAGCGCCCGUAGAGCCUCAGCAUGAGAACGUGAAACUUGAGUCUUCAACACAGUUGGACGGACCAUCUGAGGAACGUCACACUGAACAAACCCCGAAGGUGUCCGCGGGAGAUAUUCCGCCCGAGGACAGGCGGGGUGGAAAACCUGCGUUUCGGAAUUUGAAUCCAUCAGCAAGUGGAGACGGGAGCGCAGUGGCGGAGCUCGGUCUGGACGCGGAGACCGCGAAACGGGUCCGCCGCGCCAAAGAAGAAAUCAAACAUUUGUUGGAGGACACGCUGAAGAAGGAAAAACUAGAACCACAUCCCCACAAAGAGGAGGAAGAGGAGGAGGAGGAAAAAGAACAAUUUGAAGAUCUGAGGGAGGGUGAAGAGGAAGAGGAGUUACUAGAAGAUGAGAAUGCUGUGCUGUCCUCGCCCAGCUCAGAACAUUUAGACGCCAAAGAGGAGGUCGCAAACAUCGAGGAGGUCACAGACACCGAGGUCACAAACAUGAAGGAGGUCACAGACACCGAGGUCACAAACACGAAGGAGGUCACAGACACCGAGGUCACAAACAUGAAGGAGGUCACAGACAGCGACGCAGAAGCCGAGGAACUCGGGCCCGAAGAACCAGAAACCGACACCGUAUUUGAGGAACCUGAGGAGCCCAAGGCAACGGAUGAUACCCGUGAAACUGAAGAAACGGCUAGCGGUCCAUCGACCGAGGAAGACCUAAAGGUGACUGAAAGGUCAAGGGGGGCGGGAGCCGAAAUGGAUCACAAAUUGGCGAAUCCCGAUGACCCUCACCCGCUCCCUUCGGCGCCUUCCGCAGAACGCCGGGACAAGAAGCCGGAUGGCGGGGACGAGGAGUACAGCGACGACGUGAAGCGGCUCACCCUCCUGAGGAGCCAUUUCCAGGACAAGGACAUGAAGCGUAUUCGCAAGUACCUGGGCCUCAAGCAGCUCAUCCGCCUGGAGGCCAUGUUCUCCGCGCUGGACCAGGAGCUGAGGGCGGCCCGACGGUCGCAGGCCGACCCCAGCGAGGAUGUGGAGGCGGCGCUGGAGGGCAUCUUGGAGGCCUCGGAGAACUCCAUUUUGGACGAGAUCGAGAGGAUGCUGGACGCGCGGGAACCGAAACACGCGCACCCGCAGCAGCCGGAUGCCGCCAUGUUUGACGAGGAGGCGAUGAUCUUGGACAACUUCCAGGAGCUGGCGUUCCGCCUGCGGCAGAACUACUCGACCGCCAGCGACAGUGAGCCGCUCGCCUCAGAGAGUCAGGCUCACGGGGACAAAGAAGAGGAUCAUCCUGAAGUAGAAGAGGACCCUCAGGAGAAGGUUGUCGCCGAGAAUCUUACAUCUGAGAAUCUUAACUCUGAGAAUCUUACCUCUGAGAAUCUUACCUCUGAGAAUCUUACCUCUGAGAAUCUUACCUCUGAGAAUCUUAACUCUGAGAAUCUUAACUCUGAGAAUCUUACCUCUGAGAACCUUACCACUGAGGAUGUUGCCGCUGAGAGCCUUAGCACUGAGGAUGGUGCCGAUGCUGGAGAGGAUGAGACGGAGCAUGUUACUGACCCGCUGGAAGGCCACCUUGACGGUGAGACAGAGCAUGUUAUUGACCCGCUGGAACGCGACCUUGACGGGGUCGUGCACACGCCGGAUAUCGGCUUUGAGGAGGAUGGCGGCCGCUUCAACAAAAAUAAAGAAAACCAAGGGAUUUAUAAAGACACUGAAGAGAUCCAGAAAGGCCCGCAAGCCAUUCUGGAAAAUCCGUUGGAUAUAGGCUUUGGUUUUGAGGUGGAGAGUCCAUCUUCAGGAUCUGUGGAUUCAGCGAGUGUCUCUGAUUUCCAUGAGGAUGAAACCGAGGAGCCUCCCUCUUCGUCCGUCUUUUCAGAGAUCAGAGGCCUUCUCCUGCUGGCUGAGGAGUGCUUUGGAGUAUAUGCAGAGAUGCUCAUCGCGGCGCUGCCGGAGGAGUGGCAGCCGGGCCCCACGUUCCGCGGCCUGCCCUGGAGGGCCGUGGCCAGCACGGCGGCCGUCGGCGUCCUCACCGUCCUGGCCUUCCUGUGGAGAACCGUCCUCGCGGUCAGAAGCAAGACCUAUCAGCUGACAGAAAAGCAGCUCGCUCAGAGGAUUACACAGAUCUGCGAGGAGAAGUCCCAAGCGCUCGCCCAGAUCUCUGAGCUGAAAGAGAAGAUGGUGGCGUGUGAGGCGCAGUUAAAGGAGUCUGAAUCGUCCGCCAGCUCCACAGAGCGCGAGAACACUGAGCUGAAGGAGUCUUUCAGGCGGCUGCAGAAGAAGAGUCGGCAGAGCGGGGAGCAGCUGGAGAGCUUGACCGCCGAGAUGGCGGCUGAGCGGAGGAGGAACCAGGAGCAGAGCCACAUAAUUUCAAAGACGGAGAAGGAAAUAGAAAAGUUGAAACAUAUCGUCAAAGGCACCAAGGAUGAACUUUCAAAGGUCCAGGUGCUCAUGGACGAGGCCAGCAUCAGGGAGGAGGCACUGAAGGCUCAGGUCACCUCCUUCCAGAAGGAGAACAGCGCUCUGAAAGAGAAGAAGAAAAAUCUCCUGCGCGAGGCCAGAGACUGGGAGGACCGGCACAGGGAGCUGAGCGAAAAGAUCAAAGUGCUGCAGCGGGCUCAGAAGGAGCUGGAGGACACCCUGGAGCACAAGGAGAACGAGAUCGAGGUGCUGUCGGACUGCAUCACAGAGCUCAGGCAGCUGGAAGCCUGCGAUGGCGCAGAGCUGCUGAAAGGGGGCGCUCUAGCGCUGGCCAAUGGGGAGGCUGCAGAAAAGAAAGGGGACGCACUGAAAACCAGGAUUAAGCAGAUGCUGGACGUCUCUCGGGUGAAGACCACGCUCUCCAUCGUAGAAGAAGAGCGGAACCGAUACCUGGAGAAACUGCUGGCGGAGGAGAAGCAGAGACACGAUCUCGAAGAGCAAAUCCAGAAGCUGGAGCACGACCGGGCGUCUCUGCAGGGGGAGAAGAGCCAGCUGGAGGGCCAGUUCCACACCAUCCAGCAGAAGCUGGAGAUCAUGAACGAGCUGUACCAGCAGAAGGAGAACGCCCUGCAGCAGAAGCUGACCCAGGAGGAGUUUGAGAGGCGGGAGAAGGAGACGAAGCUGACGGAGGUGGACGGGAAGGCCGUGCUGGCCGAGGAGGAGCUCCGGGCCUACAAGCUCCGCAUCCAGGAGGUCGAGGAGGAGCUGCAGAAAACCGAGCGCUCCUACAAGACCCAGAUUGCAGCUCAUGAAAAGAAGGCUCAUGACAACUGGCUCAACGCCCGUGCUGCUGAGAGAGCUCUGGUGGAGGAGAAGCGGGAGACGGCUAAUCUACGGCAGAAGCUUGUGGAGGUGAACGAUAAACUGGUGGAGUUCCAGCGUCCGCUGUUCAAGCCCACGCCGGGCCGCCCUGACCAGCAGAUCCCCCCCAUGAGGAGAGGAGACUCGUACGGCCCCUCCCCCGUGAGCGGAGGCGCUCCGUCCCCCCCUCUAAUGAUGGAGGGUCCCGGCCGCCCGCCGUCCGCCCCCGUGGGCCGAAGAGCCGAGCCCUUUGGCCGACCCCCCUCGGAGCCCCACGGAAGGUACUCUGAUCUUGGGCACCCGCUGCCUCCCAGACCUGAUGUGUGUGUCCCACGGACGUCCUCUCCCAGCGCCUUGGAUGGAUCGAGGCUGUCAAAAUCGGGCGGUGCGUCGUUCCUGGGCUCUCCCAUUAGGGAUAUCCCCGGCCCAGGACCGACCAGGCUGCCCCCGCCUCCCAUGGGGGGUCCCCACGGCCCGCCCCUAAACGGGCACCUCCCCAUGAUCCCGCCUGGACCCUCUGGAUACGACCCGCGACUCCCUCCACCUCGCCCCGGCCCCUACGGACCCCCCCGCCCCUACGGACCCCUGCCGCCCCCUUACAUCCGGGGCCCACCUCCGCCCAUGAGGGAGUACCCAAUGGGCCCCCCACCGAUGGGACCCCCGUCGAUGGGCCCCCCACCGUUCGGCCCGCAAGACUUUCACCCCGGGAUGAGGGAGCCGCCGCACGGACCCCGGGACUACCCCCUCCCGCCCCGGCCUCUGCCCCCCGGAGCCAGAGACCACACAGGGCCCCUGCCCGGCCCCCCCAUGACCGGCCCCCCCCAUGCCUCCGCACAUGGGGCCGGGGCCCCGGAACAUUCCAGAGGGGCCCCACCAGGGUCCCGACCACCGCAGGGACAGCAUCCCCCCACAGACCGGAGGCCCCCCCAGGGACACGCCCACCACUCCUCUCAACGGGCCCUAAACUCCGCCCCCUGCCCCACCCCUCACCCCCCUCUUUAAAGGGAUGGGGAAAUAUCCUGUUUCUCAGUGGGGAACUGAACUUUUUUUGUUUUGUGUUUUUAAUUCUGACUGGCAAAAAGAGAAAAUAAACUCCAUAUAUCCAUAAAAAAAAGAUGUUAAUAUUAAAUCAUGAGAGAACCAAACGUGUCUUUGUGUCGCCUGGGAUAUCAGCCUUUCGUGAAGAAACGCAGGGGCAGGGGCAGGGUCCCAUCCGCUGCGUUGGGUCCCAUCCUGCCGUAUUGCAGGGGCUGUGUUGGGUCCCAUCCGCUGCAUUGGGUCCCAUCAUGCCGCAUUGCAGGGGCUGUGUUGGGUCCCAUCGUGCAGUAUCACACUGUUACCUGUGUGUGCUGCGCGGAGACCGCCCCUCUGGGCUUUUUAAAGAAACAGACCAGUGAUGAUCUUUAAACGCAAUGCAUUUUUGUGAUUAUGCAAAUAGAAGAUUUCCUGUGGAAAUACUUACUUGAUUUAAAGCGUCUCUGGCUUGGUUUGGAUCAUGUUUAGAAGCAUCUGUCGCUCACCCAAAGCCUGUUGCUUAAUGAAUUGUAAAGGUAAGUUGUUAUAUAAAUGAAUGGUCAGAUGUAUAACUUAUUUUACUAUAUUCUUCAAACAAUUUGUAUUAAUAAAGAUGGUACAGAAAUGAUUCAUUCUGCAGUUAAUAGUAAUGAAGCAUAAAGACAAACAUCCAAAUCUUACAGACCAUAGCUUUGUUUUCUUUGUAUUUUUUGUUUCUUGGGUUUGAUCCAAACAGUUAUUUUUGUAAGAACUUGCUGGAGGAAUAAAAACAGGGAAAAGUUUAACAGCAUGAUGUCACCUUUACUUUGAUGGUGUUGCUUUUCAUCUUAAAUAUUUGUCAAAUAUCAAGUGGUUUAUAUUCCAAAACUUCAGUGCUCCGUCUUUGAUUAUGGAUGGUGAUUGACUUUCUUCUGUCAGACAGUAAAUGCGCUUCAUGAACAGAUGUGUGCAGAUAGGGCUUCAUAAUGUCUGCUGAUCCUUAGUACCAUUCAGCAGUUAAAUUCUUUUGUUUUGGUCCUUAACAGACUAAAAAGUCCACACGGCUUUUUGACACGUUUUACCAACUCUGUGAAGAAGUGCUUUCCUUUUUUCUGAGAGAUGUACUUUGGCCUAAUUUACACUUGUAUCCUCUUUUUUGCCACGUCUUGAUGAAAUUACUUUUUGGGUCACCUGAUUAAUCCCUUUACAAUAUUUUUAAAAUUCGUAAAUUUCAAUGUCAGCCACUGAAUCAGUAGAAAUUUAGUGCCUCAACUCUGCUCAUGAGUCAUUCCUGUGAGACCUAGGACUGCUCUAGUUGCUCCUCUCAGUACUUUAAAUGCAUGUAGUCAGUGUUCAUUUAGGGUCAUCUGCUUUCGUUUGUACCAUGUUUUCUUGCAUUAGGACUUUGACAUCCUCUUCACUUUUUAUCCUGGUCAGCAGCAAAGUUUUCCGACAGGGGUGGGGGGGGGGGGGGUUGAGUCCACAUUGCACCUUUCCUCCCUGUAAAGAUUUUCUUGCCUCAUAUUUUUUUAAAUUGUGAAUGUACAGACCUUUGCAUUUAGUAAUAUUAAAUUUAAUUUGCCUUUACCUGGA